UCACGCGACCUCGCUCGGCAUUCGAACGAAAAGAAAGCCAGUCUUGAAACGCGUCUGCACACCGCGUCAGAAUGGCCAAGAAGAAGCGACAGAAGUCUUCUUCCACUACGGCCGAAGCCUCCUCAAAAAGCGCCAGCACCAACGCCGUCGAUCGCACCGCAGGCACCACUGACGCCAUCGUGAAAGACAGCCGCGGCAGAUCGACGGUCUGUUCCCCUCUCACGUCGCAGGGCAGACCGGACGCCGGACCCUCGACCGCGCAUCCGGAGACGGUGGGUGAGCCGCCCUCGGACCCUCGAGACGGCAGCCCUCAUUCUUCAGCGCGCAGACUCAGAAAGGCCAAGAAUAAGAAGCCUAAGGCUCCCUCCGCUCCGGCAGAAGAGGCCUCGGCAAGAACCUGUGCCACGGAGGCAGUGGCGCUAGGCACCGUCGAUACCGCCGUGGGCGCCAGAGACGCCGGCUCGAUGUAUACGCACCGCUUGUCGGCACCCACGGCACCAUCACCGCCCAGCAAACUGGGGACUACUAGCCACUCCGCCUUAAGACAGCCCGAGAUGGUUGGAGCCAUGACUUCGGCCUCUCACGAAACCUGCGCCGUGACGCCGCUCGAUCACGUCCUCGUCUUCGGUCACGGCAAGUUCCAGUGGAUCAUCCUGUUCUGCACGCAGCUGGCCGUCUUCUGCAACGCGGUCCACGCCGUGGCCAUGACGACCCUGGCGCGACCCGUCGACCACUGGUGCAGACCGCCGGCCGGGUACGGCGACUUGCCGCCCGAGAUGUGGAAGAACAGCAGCAUCCCCGUCCAGGAGGACGGUUCGUACAGCCGCUGCUUCCGCUACGAACCGCCGUUCGCACCGCACAACGCAGGCGUCAACUCGUCUUCUACGGUUCCCUGCGACGCGGGAUGGGACUACGCCGCUUCGAUCCACACUUCCAUCGUAGCCCAGUGGGACCUAGUGUGCCAUCGACGCUGGAUAUUGAUCGCGAUGACGGCAAGCUACAUGGGCAGCGCGGCCGUCGCCACGCCCCUCACGGGUGUUGCGGCCGACCGGGUCGGUCGGGCUCCGGUGCUGGCCGUCGCACUACUCGUCCUGGUAGUAGCCGGCACCACGCUCACCUUCGCCACCACGGUACUCGUGUUCGCCAUACUGCACGUCCUCAUCUCCGUUUCGGCCGGGACCCUGGUGAUCGUGUCCUCGGUGCUCCUCUUCGAGGUGACCGACUCGUCGCGCCGCGUGCUCUACAGCUCCGUCGCCAUCGCCGGCGGCGUCUCGGCCGCCAACGUGUACUGCGAGAUCAUGUACGAGCUGGCCGACGAAUGGGCACUCAUCCAAAUGAUCAACAUGCUGCCCAGCACGCUGCUCGUAGGCGCCGUGUACUUCAUCGAGGAGUCGCCGAACUGGCUCCUGGCCACGCACAGGUUCCGGCUCCUGAGCAAGAUGGCGAUGUCCGCGGCACAGACCAACGGCGCCGACCUCAACCGCGCGGCCAAGCGGCUGGAAGUCAUCCGCAAGGAGGACAGGCGGCCCAGACCUGAAGUCUUAAGCGAAGGGCUCAACGAGGCGUCGCCCCUGGAGGUGCUGACCAACCCGCUGUUUCGCUCCGGGACCCUGGUCGCGUGCGGCUGCUGGAUUCUGGCGAUGAGCCUCUUCCACCAGCUCCGGGAUAGUCGCGAGCCCCGAAGCGUGUACUACGGCCAGAUUGUGCUCGAAUGCCCCGCCGUGACGGCCAACAUCUUCCUGCUCGAGCGCAAGGGGCGACGCAUCGCCACCGCCAUCUGCAUGAUCGCCCUCGGCUUCCUCGUGGCGGCGCUCGGUGCCUUCUGCUUCAUUUUACCGGAUCCCUCGGGCGACGACGGUCUGGCGCCCCACCUGGAGACGGCGGUCCGCGUGGCGGCGCUGCUGGCCGUCGACUCGGUCGUGGUCAGCCUCUGCGUCGUCACGGUCGAGAUGUACCCGACCGUGCUCAGGGCCGGCGGCCUGGCCUUCGCCUACGGGGGCGGUCGGUUGGGCGCCAUCGCCGCGACCUUCGCGAGCUCCGGCUCUCGCCCGGGUCGGGGCGUCCAGCUCGUCGUGGUCUCGCUGCUGCUGGUGGCGUUCGGCGCCCUGGCCAUGGUCGCGAUGCCCGAGACGACCAAGAUCCACGCCGCGAACACGUCCCCCGUGGUCGACGCGCGCACGGCCGAGAGGGACAAGUGGAUGCUCGACGCGCCACUGAGGCUCGCCCGAGGCAGGCGAGCGUCGAGCAUGGUCCACUUGCGGCGCAAGAGCUCGGUCGCCUCGCUGUCGAUGUUUCACAAGCAACCCUGACGUGUUUUCCGACCGCCUGCCUAUUUCGACGAAGCUGUUUUCCUCGACUCCAGCGAUCGUAUAAGCCAUGUGCACCACUGUACCUAUGACAUUGAAAGGGCUGUGGGAGCUUUGGAAACAACCAUGCGGAUUGUUCAUUUCUUUAUAUCACGGACAUUUUGUGUUUGUGUGUGACGAAGACAUACGCUGAUGUCAUGUGUGUGUGACAAUUCUCCAGUGGGGACGAUUUUCCUGCGCACCAUCGAAGCACAGACAAUGCAGCAUAGCUGCAGUGCUUGGAGGAUGAAGGGAUAGCCAUUCGCCGUGGCUGAAUUUUUGUAGGGUUUGCGACUAGAUCGCUGAUCAUGCAAGAAAGUGUGAUAAUACGAAAGAAGAGGGUGCGGCUGUACCAUCAUAUUAUUGGUUCAACAAAUAGACAGGUUCGCACGCGUGCUUCUUUCCUGUUAUAUAUUUUUUAUGCUUUCGUAGGCAUAAACUGGCAUUUGCUGCCACGCGGCAAUAAGUGUACUCGUAUAAGAUUCGCCACUCUUUUUCGUUGCAAAGCUCAGUUAUUUAUCAUUUUAUUAUUAUUAUUUACUUUUAUGUCACACAACAAGUUCAGGCCUCGCGUUUAUUUUGUCAUAUAAUGGUGCAAUGUUCACUGCUUGCGCUCUUCCUAUGCAGCUCACUGUAGAGUUUCACGCUACGGACAUGUUCAGCAAUGCGCCCAUUGACUAACGCCUGCUUUCUCGCAGCAUCCUCACAUGGUAUAAAUUGGCGCUGCGGAAA
Molecule: messenger RNA, 3077 nt
Organism: Dermacentor albipictus
Lineage: Eukaryota; Metazoa; Arthropoda; Arachnida; Ixodida; Ixodidae
Product: solute carrier family 22 member 7-like
Biological process (GO): transmembrane transport
Cellular component (GO): membrane
Molecular function (GO): transmembrane transporter activity
Source: RefSeq, a predicted model, not a curated record